Messenger RNA from Mobula hypostoma (lesser devil ray), 4986 nucleotides. RefSeq names its product tetratricopeptide repeat protein 9A-like. Lineage: Eukaryota; Metazoa; Chordata; Chondrichthyes; Myliobatiformes; Myliobatidae. Bases 475 to 1260 code for a protein of 261 amino acids. Gene Ontology annotation, molecular function: protein binding. The transcript is spliced from 3 exons. The record is from RefSeq and is a predicted model, not a curated record.
GUGUGUCCGUGUGUGUGUGUGUGUGUGUGUGUGUCCGCGUGUGUGUGUGUGUGUGUCUGUGUGUGUGGGUGUGUGUGUGUCUGUGUGUGUGUCCGUGUGUGUGUGUGUGUGUGCGUGUGUGGGUGUGUGUGUGUGUGUGUCUGUGUGUGUGUGUGUGUGUCUGUGUGUGUGUGUGUGUGUGUGUGUCUGUGUGUGUGUGUGUCUGUGUGUGUGUGUGUGUGUGUGUGUCCGUGUGUGUGUGUGUGUCUCUGUGUGUGUGUGUCUGUGUGUGUGUGUGUGUGUGUGUGUGUGUUUUAAAGAGAGUGGGCGGGUUAAACAGAAACGCCUUUAAGGGUUAAGCGGGAGAAACGGGCGCCGCUGCAGCACGCGAGCCCGGUGUGAGCUUGCGCUGUCCACGGUGCUGAAGGACAGCUCGCUUCGCAAACAGCUCGCCAGUUACAGGGUUUCAACCCGCCGGAGCGAUCGCUCAUAUAUAUGCACAGCAAACUGUUACAGACCAUCAAAAGGCGACAGGUUUCCGAUCUUGCAAAGAAUGGUGCGCCUGUAGGCGGAAUGGAAAGCAGAUAUUCCCUAAAAGCUCAAGGCAUAGGCGGGGGGAGCAUUGGUCAGCGACAGUCACGGAUAGGAGCGAGGGGAGGGAGUCAGUCACCGGCCAGCUCCCGGGACCCUUUCCGGGGUCCGGCGGGGCUGCCAGAUCCCAGGAACCCGGCAGCCCACCAAGGAGAGAGCGAGAGCGACAACGGUUGCAAGAUCCAGAGAGCCGUGUGCUUCAAGAUCGAGGGGAAUCAAUGUUACCGGGAGAAGAAAUUCCGCGAGGCGAUUGGCAAGUACCACCGGGCGUUGUUGCAACUCAAGGGGAUCCGGAUCGGUGAAGCUCGGGGCGAAGACGUGAGCGAUCUGCGCAAAGGACGCGGUAGAUUGACGGAGGAGCAGAAUCGACUUAUCGAGAGCACCGAAAUCGACUGCUACGAUAGUUUGGCGGCCUGCCUCCUCCAGUCGGAACUGGUGAACUACGAACGGGUGAAGGAGUAUUGUCUGAAAAUUCUCGGGAAGCACAAGGACAAUUUCAAAGCCAUGUACAGAGCAGGGAUCGCCUUCUACCACCUGGGUGACUGCGAGAACGCACUGCAGUACCUGAAGGGAGCCAAAGACCGUGAGCCGACAGAUACAAACGUGUUCCGAUAUAUUCAGCUGACGGAGAUCAAGAUGAACCGGUCCAACCAGCGGGAGCAGGAGGGCUAUAAGGAGAUGGUUGGCUAAUGGAACGUGACACAGUCGCAAACAUUCUCUCCGCCGGCACUGCAUGGAUCUAACUUCGACAAAAAGAAACGUCAAACUUCGGGCCACUGGUUUCAAAACAAGAAAUCUGACUGGUGUCUUUGGGGUGGUGGGUGAUGUCUGGAGGCUGGGGAGGGUGCUGCAUCCAUAUGGACGUUAAUAACUUGUAUCUAACGGGGGAUUUUGGUGUUAACCUCUGGAUUGGACCCUUGAUAAUAACUUGUAUCUAACUGGGGAUUUCAGUGUUCACCUCUGGGUUGGACCUGCGAUCUGCCUUGCAGAAAUGUGGAGGUUGUUCAGGGGGGUCUGGAUAGGUUUGCCCCACUGAGACAGGGCGAGGAUGGUAGGGUGAAGGGACCAUGGCUGACAAGAGAGGUAGAGCAUUUAGUCAUGAGGAAGAAGGAAGAAUACUUAAUGUCUAGAAAGCAAGAAUCACUUAGGGUCUUUGGCCCAUCCAACAGCCUGCCACAGUCCAUAACCUGUUUCUGCAGGUUGGGGUAUCUCAUUUAUUCAUGAUCAUGGGAGCCUGGAAAACAGCAACUGCACGUUGUGGGUUCAUGCCCCGCUUGGAACUGGAGCACAGCUGUAUCGGCUGGUACUGAGGGGGUGCUACUCACCCCAUCUGAUGUUGCCUCCUGGGCAAAGUCCCAAGGGCCUCCCUGUUCUCUUGGGCAGAUGUGAAAAAUUCCAGGGCGUAUUUUAGAAAACACAGUAUGUUCUCUUAGGCAGAGAACAAGAGAUCUGGUUCUGAUCAUAUUACUGUCCGUGGGAUCUUGCUCUCCACAUUUUGGCUGCUAUGUCUCCCACACCACCACCACAGUGACUGCCCAUCAUAAGAAUGCCAAUGGAGAGUGCCCUGUGUGAAAGGCAGUGCAAGUCAGUCCCCCCUAGCUGAUAGAGAGCUCAGGCAGAGGCGUUGCUGCUGGGGUGAGCGGCUGUGGAGUGUGGCGUUCCCGGUGCGUGCCAUGACCGCGGUCGCAACAACUUUGUCCAAGAUCCCCAAGCUGCUUGAAGGACCAUCAAGUCAGUGAACUGACCUCAGAUAUGACCAACAUGAACUUUUACUCCACCCCAUCCCAAAUAAAGAAAGUUUGAAGUGCCACACGCAGACACAUACACACACACACACACACACACACACACACACAGAAGUACACUCAUACGCAGGUGGACAAACGCAUGCGUGUGCGCGCGCACACACACACAAACACACACACUCAUUCACAUACACCUACAGACACACUCACACGCAGAGUAACUUUUAUUAUAUAUUUAUUGAGAUGCAGUCACCCAGCCGCCCUGAUUGGAUCACGGGACUGUGGGAGGAAACAGGGGCACCUGGAGGAAACCCACACAUCACGGGGAGAGUGUACAAACUCUUUCCAGACAGUGGCGGGAAUUGAACCCGGGUUGCCUGUACUGUAAACCAUUGUGCUAACCAUUACGCUACCACACUGCCCUUUAAGCGGCUUAUUACACGGCUAAUCUAGUUAUCUAUUCUUUGAAGAAAUAUAAAACACAAACAUUAAAAAGUGGCUAAUGUCGUAGUAGUUAUCUAAUCUGUUGUAACUGUGAACAAAGUCACUCGAGAGACUGAAGCGAGUGGCUAUGGAAGCCUUUAUUGCAGAAUAGUGUGUAUACAGGCAUCAUAUUGAGACACUCUUGGAAGAAGAGUCCUGCCCAACCCAAUAUUACAUGACAUUCUCAUAUUGCCAAGAUCAAAGGUAACAACAGGGUAAUUCUAUUGUUACUAGGUAUCUACAAUGCUUCCUUUGAAUUACAUACAGUUUUCAAACCAUAAUUCCAUAAGAACAUAGGACAAAGGAGCAGAAGUCGGCCAUUUGGCCCAUCGAGUCUGCUCCGCCAUUUUAUCAUGAGCUGAGCCAUUCUCCCAUUUAGUCCCACUCCCCCACCUUCUCACCAUAACCUUUGAUGCCCUGGCUACUCAGAUACCUAUCAAUCUCUGCCUUAAAUACACCCAAUGACUUGGCCUCCACUGCUGCCUGUGGCAACAAAUUCCAUAGAUUCACCACCCUCUGGCUAAAAAAAUUUUUUUGCAUCUCUGUUCUGAAUGGGUACCCUUCAAUCCUUAAGUCAUACCCUCUCAUACUAGACUCCCCCAUCAUGGGAAACAACUUUGCCACAUCCACUCUGUCCAUGCCUUUCAACAUUCGAAAUGUUUCUAUGAGGUCUCCCCUCAUUCUUCUAAACUCCAAGGAAUACAGUCCAAGAGCGGACAAACGUUCCUUAUAUGUUAACCCUCUCAUUCCCAGAAUCAUUCUAGUGAAUCUUCUCUGUACCCUCUCCAACAUCAGCACAACCUUUCUUAAAUAAGGAGACCAAAACUGCCCACAGUACUCCAAGUGAGGUCUCACCAGCGCCUUAUAGAGCCUCAACAUCACAUCCCUGAUCCUAUACUCUAUUCCUCUAGAAAUGAGUGCCAACAUUGCAUUCGCCUUCUUCACCACCGACUCAACCUAGAGGUUAACCUUAAGGGUAUCCUGCACGAGGACUCCCAAGUCCCGUUGCAUCUCAGAACUUUGAAUUCUCUCCCUAUUUAAAUAAUAGUAUGCCCGUUUAUUUCUUCUGCCAAGGUGUAUAACCAUACACUUUCCAAACACCUCCUUCUUUGCACCCACACUCCAGACACCCAAAAUGAAUGUUAAUCUCCACAGACACUAGGCCACAUUCAUUCUUUGUUUGUGAUUCAGCCCAACCUGAAGCUCCAGGAAGCCCAUUGUUCCGAGCUGUGUUUUCAAUUCAAUCUGCAAUCCACAUUCAUGUCUGAAGAUUGCUUGCUGGUGAAGUUAAUAUUUGCUAUAUACACUAACUCCACAACACGGCCAAACCGACUCCUUCCAGAAUUGUAACACACAAACACCGAUACACUCAUUCCCAUAUGCCUACUCUCACAUAGGUGAUGUAUGUAAUAGUGGGCGCCUAUCCCUUCUAGAACUGUUUCAGUCUGGAGACUCCCAGAGCCUCUCUGCCUGUCUCUACACAAUAAUCACUGCAAGAAAUGGUGCUUUGCACAGUGGAGGUCCUUCUAUAAAUGAAAGAGUUUAAAUUACUGCCUGUCCUCUAGUAACACAGAGAGUAAACAUCAGGAACAAAACUGUGAAACUUUAUCUGAACUGAAACCCCAAAUUUGCCCUCAUUCGGACUGAGGUGGUGUGUGGACCCAAGAGACAGUGAGCUGUUGAUUGCAGGGAUGUAACAUGCUACAUACGUUAAGCAGAUGUAAAGUUCCUCCAACACACUGCCAGCACCCCCCUUAAACAGAAAAUAAUCUGCAGAUGCUACACCCCCCUUAAUCCCAGAGCCUCCGGCAACUUCACACGCCAUGUCCCCCUAGACCCUGCAUUGAAACUAUUUCCUUUCCGAUUGCAAGGUUGCUUCUGCUGAUAACAAUCAUGGAAAUUUGAAAUAUCGACUUCUUCCUAAAAGUUCAAAUGGUUGAAUGUUGUCACUGAACCCUGGCCAAUGAGAGCUAGCUCCUGAGACAACUCUUCCCCGCCCCGACCCCUUGACUCGGAAUGAGCUGCCCCACUCAAUGCUGAUUGGAGGAAAAUGGUGAUUGCCAAUUCAUGACAUCAUCCCUGGCCUAUUCAAUCAGAAAGGUGGGUGAGCAAUAUAAAUCUGAUUGUGUAAGUUUUUAUUCAGGACAUGAUAUCCCAGAAUGUUAUGGUUUUAAUAAAGCACCUAAAA